AUGAACAUUUGUAGAAACUGUGGUGGAGAAUGGACUCACACAAAUAGCCCUUGUCCUGCGGAAAAUAAGGAAUGUCGGAAACGCAACAAACUAAACCACUUUGCAAAGGUGUGUCGUUCUGGUAACCCAGACAUUCGACAAAGUCAAUAUCAUGCCAAACAAGGUCAGCGGCGUCAAAAUAAAAAUAACAUCUGGCCAGUGAACACCUCUGAUAAUGGUAACCAGUCCAGCAGCGACUCAAGUGACUCAGAAUACUGCUACGCUGUUAAGACAAAUGCUAUGCAAUCACCCGGUACUAAGUUAAAAGUCAAUAUUCAAAACGUGCAAUAUACGGUGGACACUGGUUCAACAAUCAACCUUAUUGAUGCAAAUCCAUGUAAAGUAAACGAUUAGGUAAUAUAAACCUAAAGAAAACACAUAUCAAAGCUUAUCCAUUUAAUUUUGCUGAGCCUGUCAAAAUGAAAGGGAAAUUCCAAACAGUAGUUGAAUCUCGUAAACGAAUUACUGUUACCACAAUAUACAUAUGUCACUGCCGAGGACGGUGGCUGUCUGCUUAGCAAUGCAACCGCGCAAGAAUUAGGACUAAUCAGUCUGCACCUCAACAAGUUGAAACAUCCAAGACAUCACAACAAAAGGAUAAAACGACAACUACUUUCCCAGUAACAGACAAAACCGUACGGAACAUUUUAAACAAGCGUAAUAAAGUGUUCCAAGGCGUUGAAAAGCUAAAAAACCGACAAAUUGAACUAAUCGUGGACAAAAGUGUAAAACCUAUCACCCAUUGGCAACGCAGAAUACCUUUCCACUUACGGGCUAAAGUGGAUAGUGAAUUAAGUCGUCUUGAACAAGACGAUAUUAUUGAAAAGGUCCCUGACACUGAUGAAACACCUUGGAUAUCGCCUGUGGUUAUAGUACCUAAAAAGGAUGAUAAAAUCCGCUUGUGUGUUGACAUGCGGGCUGCGAACACAGCAAUAAAACGAGUCUGUCAUCCUAUUCCCACAGUGCGAGACAUUUCGCUUGAUUAG
This is a messenger RNA of Paramuricea clavata, 1025 nucleotides long. The record is from the annotation of a GenBank genome assembly. Lineage: Eukaryota; Metazoa; Cnidaria; Anthozoa; Malacalcyonacea; Plexauridae.